Molecule: messenger RNA, 3618 nt
Organism: Hippocampus comes (tiger tail seahorse)
Lineage: Eukaryota; Metazoa; Chordata; Actinopteri; Syngnathiformes; Syngnathidae
Gene: picalmb
Product: phosphatidylinositol binding clathrin assembly protein b
Exons: 23
Coding region: 566-2764 (732 amino acids)
Biological process (GO): synaptic vesicle budding from presynaptic endocytic zone membrane; clathrin coat assembly; clathrin-dependent endocytosis
Cellular component (GO): clathrin-coated vesicle; clathrin-coated pit; extrinsic component of presynaptic endocytic zone membrane
Molecular function (GO): clathrin heavy chain binding; SNARE binding; phosphatidylinositol-4,5-bisphosphate binding
Source: RefSeq, a predicted model, not a curated record
CACCUGCGUCACGUCGGACUCAAAAAGCCCGGCGGUGAUCCAUCUGACUCCGGGUCAGCGAGGCGUCGUGUUCUCCCGACAAGUUCCGCCAUUUCCCCCCACUUGAGGCCUGUUCUGUUCUGUGCUUCUUUCCCACCAUUGCGCUACAUCGGCGACGGCGGCACCGGGAGGCGGAGCGGCGUGAGGCGAGCUGACAGACAGCGGGAAGGCAGGCGGGGAUCCGGUGUGCCACAGCGGCAUGAGAGCGAGACCCGCGGCGGAAGAGUGCAAACACCGCAACCUGUAUGUGUGACGGGCAGCUAUGCGGCGCCACGACACAUUGUGAACGUGUGUUGUUGUUGUCGCCACAUUCCGCCCCCUUAUUAUAAUAGCCGACUAGCUUAGCUCUGAUUUCAUACCGACCAACGCCGUGGGAGAGGCAAGGAGGGGUCCGGCCAGGUUUCGCAAGGAGGUGGACGUUUUAUUCUCCCUCCGCUAGGGCUCGCUGACGACGAUAAACGCCAGCAAGUGCUCUUUCCCCCCCAUCCCCAGAUUUCUUUUUGUGUGUUGUACGGAGUGAGCGAAGAUGUCCGGGCAGAGCAUUACGGAUCGGAUAACGGCAGCCCAGCACAGCGUAACGGGAUGCGCCGUGUCCAAAACAGUAUGCAAGGCCACCACUCACGAAGUAAUGGGCCCGAAGAAGAAACAUUUAGACUAUUUGAUCCACUGCACCAAUGAGAUGAACGUGAACAUUCCCCAACUGGCCGACUCGUUGUUUGAACGGACCACCAACACAAGCUGGGUGGUCGUGUUCAAGUCGCUGAUCACCACACACCACCUUAUGGUAUAUGGCAACGAGGUGAGUCUUUCUUACCUUGCUUCGAGGAACACAUUAUUCAACCUCAGUAAUUUCUUGGACAAAAGUGGCCUGCAAGGGUACGACAUGUCCACGUUCAUCCGGAGGUACAGUCGAUACCUGAACGAGAAGGCCGUUUCGUACAGACAGGUUGCCUUUGACUUCACCAAAGUUAAGCGAGGAGUGGACGGCGUCAUGCGGACCAUGAAUACAGAGAAGCUGCUGAAGACCAUCCCCAUUAUUCAGAACCAGAUGGACGCCCUCCUUGAUUUCAAUGUCAAUGCCAACGAGUUGACUAAUGGGGUCAUCAAUGCAGCCUUCAUGCUCCUUUUCAAAGACUCCAUCAGACUCUUUGCCGCCUAUAACGAAGGCAUCAUCAACCUGCUUGAGAAAUACUUUGACAUGAAGAAAACCCAGUGCAAAGAAGGGCUGGAUAUCUACAAGAAGUUCCUCACCCGAAUGACCCGGAUAUCAGAGUUCCUCAAAGUAGCUGAGCAGGUGGGCAUUGACCGAGGAGACAUUCCAGACCUUUCCCAGGCUCCCAGCAGCCUCUUGGAAGCUCUAGAGCAGCACUUGGCCUCUUUAGAGGGCAAAAAGGUGAAAGACUCCACAGCAGCCAGCAGGGCCAGCACUUUGUCCAAUGCCGUGUCGUCGCUGGCGAGCACGGGAAUGUCUUUCACGAAAGUGGAUGAGCGGGAAAAGCAAGCAGCACUGGAAGAAGAACAGGCCCGACUCAAAGCACUGAAGGAACAAAGACUCAAGGAGCUCUCCAAGAGGCCCUCCUUUGCCACCACCGAUACGUCGCCCAUUUCCACCACAGGGGGAACUAUUAACACAGCUCCGGCCAUUGACCUAUUCUCCACACCGAGCUGUUCUAACGGUGCAGUGAAAAUGGAGAGCGACCUAUUUGACCUUCAGUCCACGUUCCAGCCACCCAUGCAGUCCGCCUCGUCAGGGCUCCCCGUGGCGACGGCGUGGGCAGAUCCUUUCACCUCUGCCGAAGCUGGAGAUGACUCCAUGCCAAACCUUAACCCUUUCCUGUCAAAACUCGUUGUCGAUGCCUCUCACUUACCUGCCGUGUCUUCAGACGGUGUUAGCUUUUCCACUAGGACAUCUGCUCAUGAAAUGUUUGGUGAUCGUUACAAUCCCUUUAUUGACACAAACUCGUCAGUUUCAGCCAAUAAUAAAUGCACAGUGCGGCUAGAACACUCUAUCUCAGACUCCUUCUGUGGCCCAGUGUCCAUUGCCCAGCACCUCCCACACCAGGCUCCCUUCCCCACAGAGCCCUCUACUGUAGCAGGUCUAUUCAGAGGAUACUCAACGCCUCAGCCCCCUCCCCAGCCACCUGCAGGAGGUCUCCAAGUGGACUUUGAGUCUGUGUUUGGAGCCAAAGCUACUGGCAGCAACAGCCUCAAUGCUGAAGAUAUCGCCGGGGGUAUCCUGAAACCCACUCUUGCUGCUUCCAACCUACCGUCCAAUCAGCAGCCAGAGAAGCUGGUGUCGGACGACCUUGAGUCCUCCCUUGCCAACCUUGUUGGUAACCUUGGCAUUGGAAAUGGGACCAUGAAAAAUGACAUCCACUGGAGUCAACCCGGUGAGAAGAGGAUGACAGGCGGCACAAACUGGCAACCUAAAGCGGCGCCGACGACGACUUGGAAUCCCGUCUCCAUGCCGCCAUCCACUAUGGCCUUCCCUGCCACCACACCCACAGGCAUGAUGGGCUACGGCAUGCCUCCACACAUGAGUUCCAUGGGCAUGAUGAAUCCUCCCACCUUGAUGUACAGUCAACCUGUGAUGAGGCCGCCCAACCCUUUUGGCUCGGUGUCCAGCACUCAGCCCUCGGCAGCCUCUAGUCCUUCCAGCCAGAGUCCUCUCCGAGCCCCCGGACAGGACCCGUUUGCACACCUAUCUCUCAAGGAUUUCUUGUAGAGCGUCUCUUUAGACGCAGUUCAUGUAACUUUGAAGAGCUCAUCUCUCUUGGAAAGGUGAAGCACUUAGCAGCAAAAAGCCUUGUCCUCGUCGAGGUCUCCGGAGAGGCAUUCACGUACCCCACCCUGCCCUUGCCCUCUUAGACCCCCACCACACACUCACACAUGCACCCUCACAAAAUAUCAAUUGUGUUGAGAGCUGCGGCGGCUUCCAGUAACCUUGGUAACAGAGGAUUCCCUCUCCGUUUUACAGUGUCAUCUGUAAAAGUAGUUCUGGCUGCUGAAAAACUUUGAUGUUCUGUAUUUGGGUAAAAAGGAAAAAAAAAGAAAAAAAACAACUUAAAACUACGGUCGGGUUUUGAGUGAGCGGAGCGGUGCGUUAGUUGUAGGGCGAUGGCGACCUUCCCUUCUUUUUUUUUUCCUCGAUGCCACAAAAUCACCCUUCACGGUGUAGCGAUGCUAACGACGUUUACGCCCGUUUAGUUUGUCUUUUUUACCGUGUUUACAGUAGACAUUCCCUGUGUGUCGUUUGUAUUUAUUUAUGAUUGUCAGUCGAAGGAGCUCGAGUGGGGGUUUCUUGUAAAAUCAACAGCGCAUAAUAAUGGAGCAUCGAACAUGCGUGGGAGUGCUUGAGCUAUCAUCAAGUGGUAGAGUGACAAAUAGCUAUUGUAUAAAUGACACCUAUUAAGCCGAAUGAUAGAGCACUAAAUAUUGACUUUGUUCAUUUGUUUUUUUGUUGUUGUUUUUUUUAACUAUUGUUAGAUGAAAAUUUAAAAACUUAUUAUAAAUUCACAGCUGCCACUGUGCUGAGAGUGCAGAUGUUUCCACUAAAGCUUGGGUGGGAAACCAAUGCGG